AUCUUUUAUUGUCAAAUAUUUGCCAAAAAUGAUGUGAUUAAUUACUUACACUCUGCAUUAAAAAUUUAUGUUCUACAUUAUUUCGCAUUACUAAAAAUGCCCGGAGGAAAGUUGCCGGAUAUUUUUUUAAGAGAGAGGUAUGAAAAAGACAUCAAGUUCAUAAAAGUUUAUGACAAAUACACCCCAAACUAUAAUGAAACAUCAAUAACGCCAAAGUUUUAUUCAAAAUAUGAAAGCGGUGAAACUGAUGAAGUGAAGCCAGAGAUUUUAAGGAAUUUGAAGAGGGCUCACGAUAUGCUACCCAGACAAAAACGGGAAUGGCCUGAAACAGUAAAUCAAAUAUAUGGAUGGUGGACUGAUGCAUUAGUUUCAAUUGACCGUUCAGAUCCUAGAUUUUAUUUUCCCCGUAAUGGAAGCGAGAUUACUAAGCACGGAGUGAAUAUGCUUUUGAGUAAAGACCCCAGAAAACGGUGAAAUAUGAAUUAUUACUAUGGUUACAAAAUAAAAGACCGUCUAACUAUAAAAAAUGUCUUUAUUGUUAAAAUAAUUUAAUAUCAAUUGUAAAAAAUCUAUAGCAUUAGAUCUAAAAGAGUAUAAAAACAUCCCUAUUACAAAAAUAUCUUUGAUAUUUCCAUCUGUUCUUUUAUCUUUGUACAUUACAUCUUUUACUAAAUAAUUCAGUAAAUUCAAGUUUCCCGGCCA
This is a messenger RNA of Anthonomus grandis grandis, 702 nucleotides long. RefSeq lists its product as uncharacterized. The transcript has 3 exons. The coding region runs from base 97 to 474 and encodes 125 amino acids. Gene Ontology annotation, cellular component: ciliary base. The record is from RefSeq and is a predicted model, not a curated record. NCBI's taxonomy places the organism in Eukaryota, Metazoa, Arthropoda, Insecta, Coleoptera, Curculionidae.